Molecule: messenger RNA, 5280 nt
Organism: Gadus macrocephalus (Pacific cod)
Lineage: Eukaryota; Metazoa; Chordata; Actinopteri; Gadiformes; Gadidae
Product: toll-like receptor 13
Exons: 3
Coding region: 2041-4911 (956 amino acids)
Biological process (GO): toll-like receptor signaling pathway; immune response; inflammatory response
Cellular component (GO): membrane
Molecular function (GO): protein binding; transmembrane signaling receptor activity
Source: RefSeq, a predicted model, not a curated record
GGUGUGAAUGCUGAAAGCAUUCACAUCAUAGAAAUGCUACAUAUUUGGUGUGAAUGCUGUAAGCAUUCACAUCUUAGAAAUGCUACAUAUUUAAUUUUAUAUGAGUAAGAUAAAUUAAUGAAUUAGGUUUAAUGAACGUGCCUCGUUGAAUUUAACAAGCUUGGUGUUUUGGUGUUUAACGCCAUAGGUUAUCGGCUUUGUCAUAUCUGUCUGGGCGUGAUGCAUCUCUGGUCAGUGAUUAAAAGUUAAUAUAAAACCAGUCCCUUUGAUAACUUAAGUAAUGUAUUAAUAACAACAAAAAGUGUUUCGAUUGCAGUUUGGCUUCAAAAAGGCUCCUUAGAAUAUAUGCCUUUCCCCUAGCAAGAGGAACCAAGUUAAAGCAGAAAAGGAAACAACUUACGGCAGCUCAGCUGCCCGCACGUCAUUAUGGCAAAGAGUUCACUGGGUUUGCAGUACAAUUUCUAAAUUACUGAAGUGCUCUAUUAAGGUAAUGAAUCUGCAUAUGGGUUUGGAUAAAUGACACUUUAUAAACAACUCAUUAACUUGCACAGUUGAAUAUCUACUGUGCCUGUUUAGAUUAUAAAGAUGAAGGCAUGACAUGAAUGCAUCACAGCAUUCCGUUCACAGGAACCAAGAACCAAUCAUUUUGGGGGUAUAACAUGUUCAUGUAUAAAAUAAAGAAGGAGAUAAAUUCUGAAGGUGGAUAUAUUCCCCCUGGCGGGCGCUGGCUACAGCUCUGGCCUUUGCUUACGUCCAUGUAUUAUAUAUUUAUGAAUCGCAAUUAAAAAAAUCACUCUAUCAAUGUGCACGCUUUCUGAUGAUGCGAUGUGAUGGUGUCCUCUGCUUCGACCCUGACGUUUUACCAGAGGAACCGCACAAUGACCACUAGGGAGGGGGGGAGGUAAUGGUGGUGGCAGGGGGAGAUCCCGGGGUUUAAGUACCACGGCUGUGCCACAGAAUGGACUAGAGUUGCUGAGAUGAGAAACCCUUGAAACUCUGGGAGAGGGGGAGGGGCCUGAGGUGAAAGUUCUAAAAAGAGACGUUUGAAUUUUGAACAACUCGUGAGCGCCAUGAACCAAUUGCCAAAUACCAGUGGAAAGAGAUGACAACUGUUGACCUCUCACUUCCCUAACCCAAUAAGGGAAAGUUCAGUUCUUUAAAAUUGUACUCUACUUUGCAUCCUCCUUUACAACACAAAGAGAGGCACAUUUAAACCAGACACAUCCUUCUGAUUGCUUCGAGAAAAAUUACCAAAAUAUGUAAGUGUUUCACUCAUAAUCUACCUUUAAUUGUUAGCAGAUAAUCAAAUUCAAAGGCAUUGAACAUAUUCUUAUGUUAACCAUGUGCUUAUGUUUUCAAUUUACUUUAGUCACAACAUGUAAUGAAAACAUUUAGGCUUUUUAUUGAUUUAUUUUGGUGUAAUGUAACGAAUAGCAAUGACUUGAGUUUUGAUCCUGUUGCUAUAUGAUGUCUUGUACUGGUGAUAUAUUAAUUGUAUGCUUUGAUUGUUCUCAGCCUCACCUCACACACACACACGGACGGACGGACGGACGGACGGACGGACAAGGUUAUUAUCUGGAUUAAUAAUUCACUCUAACAAUGGUUGCCUCAAAACAUCUAGUUUCUUCCUUUAUAUACGAUUAAUAUGCAAAUCAAAAUGCAAAAAAAAUCUUUUAUGUUUAUGUGGGAUUUUUAUGUUUUGUGGAUUUAAACAAAAAAUAAAAUGGGUUUUCUGAUUUGGAGAAAAGUCUUUCAAACAGCAUUCAUUCAAACAUAUGUUGUGGUAUACUCAUGACAACAGGCAGAUUAGCAUAUUAAUGACUAACUUUGUGAGUGAGGAUGUAUAUAGUAAGAUAAAUGUUCAUGAAAUAUCCGUCGCAAAGCGUACAGGUUGAUAUGCCUCAAUGACAGUAUUUCAAUAACAAAUUGUAGUGACCCUUUUCUGUUCAUCUUUCUGUGUCUGUUUGACAGUGUUUUUGGAUUGGCUGUUUACACGUGAACGUUCUGUGGCACAAAAUUAUCCCAACCAAAGGCGGAAAAAUGGAAAUGUGCUUCUGUUCAUUGGGAAUCUUUACUUUUUUUUUUACUCUGAACGGUUUAUUUUUUCCAACUGCUGGUUAUGUGCUGAAGGACUGCUGGAUCACACGGCACACACAGGCCAUCUGUAAGCCCAUUGGUAGAACUUUAAAUGUGUUUCCAAAGGACAUUCCAGCAAGGGUGACGACUAUGGACUUGUCCGUAAAUAAAAUUUCAAAACUAAAUAAUACAGAUUUGGAAGAUUUACCAAAUCUGUUGCACAUAGACCUGACAGAAAAUCGGAUCUCCGAGAUAGAAUCUGGCACUUUUGUGGGCCAAAUUUCUCUAGAGGUUUUGAUUUUAAACAAAAAUAAGCUUAGAAAACUGAAGAAGGGUAUAUUUGAUGGCUUAGUUAAACUCACAAUGCUUGGACUUACUCACAAUGAGAUUGAAACAGUAGCACCCACCUCUUGUAAGUCUCUGACCAAUCUAAAGUUUUUGGAUCUAGGCCAUAACAAACUGCACAACUUAACAAAUUAUCAGCAAAUCUUACAGCAAAUGCCACAUUUACAGACCCUUCACGUUGGAGCAAACAAUAUAUCCACUUUUAAUUCGUGGGAGCUGUCAAAUAAGCCUACAGAACUUGUUACACUUGAUUUGUCUCAAAAUGAGCUUUUGGUCUUUGUGCUCACUGCCGAUAUCUUUCCCAAACUCACAAAGUUGGGCCUUAAUGAUGGUAUAAAGAAUGGUAUCGUCUGGGAGAUGAAUGACACAUCACACCUUAUUGGCAUUUCUGAACUAGAUAUCAGUAGGGUUCACUCCUCAUUACACGGACUGCAGGAAGUUCUGGAGACAUUUAACUCCUCACUGAUGAAUCUGACGUUAAACCAUAUGAAAAAAAACCUGGAAAUUCUCAUAAGUAUUUCCUGCAAAAUCCCAUCGCUGACCUCUCUUACAGUCCAACAUAAUAGCAUCAGGGUUAUUAAUUCAGACAUGCUGCACUUGUGCUCCAAUGUGAAUGAGUUGGACUUGGGGCACAACAAGAUAACUAACAUAUCUGACAAAUCAUUUCAAUCUCUUAAGCAGCUUCAAAUUUUAGUCCUUAUGUUCAACAGUCUCUCAUCUGUCCCAUAUGCCAUCAGGAAUGUAUCAACACUCUUUAAACUGGAUCUCAGCUUCAAUCGCAUGCGUGUGCAUGACUGUGAGGAUUUUGCCAACAUGACAAGUCUCAGAAUUCUCUUUCUAAACAAUAAUCCUUUAGGUGCUCUAAAGGACUGUGUUUUCAGAGAUUUAGUCCAUUUAAAAAACUUGCAGUUGUCAAACUGCAGUAUUCGUAAAUUAAACGGUGCGUUCAUCAACACCAUGCCAAAUCUCCAAGUGCUCAAUUUGUCAAAUAAUCAACUCACUGUUCUAGAUCAGGGAGAAUUUAAAGCUUUGAAAUCCCUUCAAAAUCUGACAUUAGAUGGGAAUAAAUUAAGCAAGUUAAAAAGUGGUGCAUUUCAUGGACUGUCCAAUCUUAGAUACCUUACACUUCAGUCAAAUAAACUCAAAGAAACUCAAAUCAAAAACAAUGUUUUUCGUGACUUGAAGGGAUUAAAGUCAUUGAAUUUGAUGAGCAAUCACAUUAAAUAUAAAUCAGCUGAGUUGAUUCCCAAGGCACCAUUUGCUGAGCUUUCAAAACUAGAUACAUUGAUUCUUUCAGGGCAACACGGUCGAUUUGGAGCAUACCUCCCUCAAAAUCUUCUAAAAGGCCUGACAAAUUUGUCAACACUCAAUAUCAGAAGUUCCCAUCUUAUGUAUAUGCACCCACAUACCUUCAACUAUACACCCAAUCUGAAAGUGCUUUCCUUGAGUUCAAAUGAUAUUGCUGACUUUGUUCAUGGUCUGUUUUCUCCGAUUCAAGAACUAAAAAGUCUCAAAAUCUCACAUGCAAGUCUGCAGUCUCUAGAUUUUCUGCUGCUUGCUAACCUUACAGAGCUGAAGUUCUUGCAGGUGAGACAUAAUGCCUUUUCGGGGAUUAGAGAAACUGUGUUACAGUCUCUGCCAGCACUUGAAUACCUGGAUAUGAAGGGUAAUAGCUUCAGCUGUGACUGUGACAAGGCGUGGUUCCUCCAAUGGGUAAUCACCAACAAGCAAACACAAGUGUUUGAUGCGUACAACUUUGAAUGCAACUCCCCUCCAAACCUUAAAGGGAAAAAACUGUUGGACAUUGACAUUCGAUCUUGUGCAGUAGACAUGGGCUUCAUCUGUUAUAUUUCCACGGCAUGUGCGGCCAUCAUGACCAUAGCAGUCUCCUUCACCCACCAUUUCCUGCAAUGGCAUCUGGUCUACGGGUACUACCUCAUGCUUGCGUUCCUCUACAACUCAAAGCACAAGGACAAGCGUGCUCAUCAAUAUGACGCCUUCGUCUCCUACAACGCAAACGAUGAGGGCUGGGUGCUGGGGGAGCUGCUGCCCAAGCUGGAGGACGAGCAGGGCUGGACACUGUGUCUGCACCACCGAGACUUCCAGCCAGGAAAGUCCAUCAUGGACAACAUAACAGACGCCAUCUAUGGCAGCCGGAAGACCAUCUGCGUAGUCAGUCGGGAUUACCUGAAGAGUGAAUGGUGCUCCAGAGAGAUCCAGUUAGCCAGCUUCCGUCUGUUUGACGAGCAGAAGGACGUGCUGAUCCUGGUGUUCCUGGAGGACAUACCCAUGCAGCAGCUGUCUCCGUACUACCGCAUGAGGAGGCUCCUGAAGAGACAAACCUACCUGAGCUGGUCCCGCGCAGACGCACACCCAGACCUGUUCUGGGAGAAGCUCCGGCAGGCCCUGGACACCCAGGAGCACCCAAUGGGUGAGCAUCUACGGCUCACCGUGGAGGACGGCCCCACUGGAGAGAGACCAGACCAGUAAAAGGUUUAAAAAGGCUGGAGGGGGUGGGGGGGGGUGAGACCCUAGACUCAUUGGCAAAUUCUUAAUAUGGGAAUGCAACAAAUAUCAAGUUAUAUUCUCAUCAAGGGCCUCCGUCCCCGUUUCAAUAUGAUGAAUUGACAGGGCAGACUAGGGCCAAAGGUGUGUGACAACCGUUUUUGGUAAAGCAAGAAAUGAAACAAUUGCUCAUAAAAAAAUUAUAUUAAUACAUAUAUACAGUGUAUACAUAUAUAUACAUAUAUAUGUUAUAGGGUUCUCCCCUAUAAUAUAUUUAUUAGGUAAUAGUGGCGCCACCAUGUAAUGCUUUCCUUUCUGAAACAGUCUUGGAGGAAUCCACUCUGGGUUACAGCA